CCACACCCAUCACUCCAUGUACAUCACCCCUAUUUGUGGACCACACCCAUCACUCAACGUACAUAACCCCUGUUUGUGGACCACACCCAUCACUACACGUACAUCACCCCUAUUUGUGGACCACACCCAUCACUACACGUACAUCACCCCUAUUUGUGGACCACACCCAUCACUCCAUGUACAUCACCCCUAUUUGUGGACCACACCCAUCACUCCACGUACAUAACCCCUGUUUGUGGACCACACCCAUCACUACACGUACAUCGCCCCUGUUUGUGGACCACACCCAUCACUCCAUGUACAUCACCCCUAUUUGUGGACCACACCCAUCACUACACGUAUGUACAUCACCCCUGUUUGUGGACCACACCCAUCACUCCAUGUACAUCACCCCUAUUUGUGGACCACACCCAUCACUCCAAGUACAUCACCCCUAUUUGUGGACCACACCCAUCACUCCAGGUACAUCACCCCUAUUUGUGGACCACACCCAUCACUACACGUACAUCACCCCUAUUUGUGGACCACACCCAUCACUACACGUACAUCACCCCUAUUUGUGGACCACACCCAUCACUACACGUACAUCACCCCUGUUUGUGGAACACACCCAUCACUCCAAGUACGUACAUCACCCCUGUUUGUGGACCACACCCAUCACUACACGUACAUCAUCCCUGUUUGUGGACCACACCCAUCACUACAUGUACAUAACCCCUGUUUGUGGACCACACCCAUCACUACACGUACGUACAUCACCCCUGUUUGUGGACCACACCCAUCACUCCAUGUACAUCACCCCUGUUUGUGGACCACACCCAUCACUACACGUACAUCACCCCUGUUUGUGGACCACACCCAUCACUACACGUACAUCACCCCUGUUUGUGGACCACACCCAUCACUACACGUACAUCACCCCUGUUUGUGGACCACACCCAUCACUACAUGUACGUACAUCACCCCUGUUUGUGGACCACACCCAUCACUCCAUGUACAUCACCCCUGUUUGUGGACCACACCCAUCACUCCAUGUACAUCACCCCUGUUUGUGGACCACACCCAUCACUCCAUGUACAUCACCCCUAUUUGUGGACCACACCCAUCACUACACGUACAUCACCCCUGUUUGUGGACCACACCGGUACCCAUCACUCCAUGUACGUACAUCACCCCUGUUUGUGGUCAACAUCCAUCACUCCGUUUAUGGACUAGAUGAUAAAUACUGGCUACUCGCUGCCUGAUUCAGUCUUCAAAUUCCUACCUUGAUGGUGUGACAAAAA
Messenger RNA from Pecten maximus, 1283 nucleotides. RefSeq lists its product as uncharacterized. The record is from RefSeq and is a predicted model, not a curated record. The transcript is spliced from 2 exons. NCBI's taxonomy places the organism in Eukaryota, Metazoa, Mollusca, Bivalvia, Pectinida, Pectinidae. The coding region runs from base 177 to 1244 and encodes 355 amino acids.